This is a messenger RNA of Seriola dumerili (greater amberjack), 2138 nucleotides long. RefSeq names its product galectin 3 binding protein (gene lgals3bp.1). Gene Ontology annotation, cellular component: membrane. The record is from RefSeq and is a predicted model, not a curated record. Lineage: Eukaryota; Metazoa; Chordata; Actinopteri; Carangiformes; Carangidae. The coding region runs from base 135 to 1931 and encodes 598 amino acids. The transcript is spliced from 6 exons.
UCCUCACCCCCUCCCUAUGUAGCAAGACCUCAAAAGGAGGUACAUUUGUGUCACAGGCUUCAAACAAGAGAUCACAUUUGAGGACAACACUUUAUAACCAGAGAGAAGAAGAGUCCAUAAAGUGGCGGGUGGAAAUGCUCACAUAUCGAAAUGUACGCACCCUGUGGCUGCUGCUACUUCUCAAUGUCUCUGGAAAUGCACGCAAAUUCAACCUGUUCAGACGAAACCCUGAGGCGCAGGAAGGUGACAUAAGGCUGUUUGGCUCUAAGAUCAUUUCAGAGGGCCGUGUGGAGGUCUACCAUGACGGGAAAUGGGGAACAGUGUGUGAUGACGGCUGGGACUUGGCUGAGGCCCAGGUGGUGUGUCGUCAGCUCCACUUCCCCGGAGCAAGAUCUGUUGUCAUUGGACAAAACUAUGGAGAAGUAAAGUCUGGACUCAUUUGGCUGGAUGAUAUCAAUUGUAAUGGAACAGAGUAUCAUCUGUUGACUUGUGGUUUCAAAAACUGGGGAGUAACUGACUGCACCCACAAAGAGGAUGUUGGAGUUAUCUGUGAAACAGAAAGCACUAAUGUGACCAGCAGUGAUUCUACGCACUCGCUGGACCACAGUUUCAGUCUCUCUGAUGACCUUGGCCAAAUAUUUGACAGUGGAAAUGGCUGUGACUUCCUGAUCUCAGUCAACAGUGCCACUGGAAACAAACUGGAGGAUGGGAAUAUGGAAAUGGAGGAAACAACAAUCUGUGCACACAAAAUGAUCCUCUUGAAUUUCCCGCUCUUUAAUGCCCUGGAGGGGAUCACCAACAUCAGUGUCAACAUCAGAGAGUCCUGCCAACCAUAUGUCACCCCCUUCAUCAGGUACCUUUACACCCACAAGAUAGAUGUGACCUUCUCCUCUGUGCAGUGCCUCCACUGGAUGGCUUCUAAGUUUGGGGUGAAGCAGCUAAUGGAGGACACAGGCCGGCUUCUCUCUAAAGUCCUUCCAGAGGACGCUUCAUUCUUCACCCAGGUGUCCAUUUACAAAUAUGCAGAGGAGACUGGGGACAUGGUUCUUCAGGAGAACUGUAUCCAGUACCUGGCCUGGAACUUCGAAAGCCUGACCAAAUCUCCAGUUUGGGCCGACCUAUCUGUGGAAAUCAUAGGAGCACUUCUAACCCGCUCAGACCUGGUGGUGCCAGAUGAGUAUUUUCUCCUCCAGACAGUAGAGAGCUGGAUCACAAAGAAGAGCGACUCCAUCAGUUUGGAAACCCAGGUUUACCUGUUGAAUCGCAUUCGUUUCCCUAUGAUCCCUGUGGAGAAACUGUACGAAUUUGAGUCCAACUCCACUGUUUACAGCACUAAUAAGAAAAUGUAUCAAGAAAACAUGUUGAAAGCAUACCAGUUUAAUGUUCUGCUCUUUAGCAAUCUUUUGUCCAACCCAAAGUUCAACAGAGAUAAUGACUACCUGCCCAGGAUCUACACUGCUAAACCAUGGAGCACUGCUAUUGGCCCUCCAACCUCACCAGAGCCAACCCAAACCCUGUAUCGAAAUUCGUACAACAGGAGACAGUAUGGCUAUGAUAAUCCCAGUUCCUAUGUAUAUGGUCAGACCACAACUAAGUCUUUCCACACACCUGUCCACAACAGCCUUAUCUUUAAGCACAACAAGAUUAACUGGGAGGCAAAUGUCUUCAGGAGUAACCAUGAAUGUUCAAACCGAGGGGUGAGAUGCAUUUCGCUCCCAAUGGCAAGGCUGGUUCCCCAAAGCCACCUCUCGCAGAGCAACGUCCUCUUUCGUAACCGGCUCCUGCUGUUGUGCCAAGGCAGGUACAUCUGUCAGGUUCAGGACUUCAAGGACAAUCUGGCUCAUAUUGCUUCAAAUAAUACCCUGCUUACCUAUCCUUGUCCUGAUGACCAGUAUGACUAUCACUUUGUAGUGAGACCAGAGUAUGUCUGAAUCUGAUUAUUUCUCCCACUGGGUGGUCAUUCAAUAGAUUGCAGUCAAAUGCUUCCAAGAUUAUCUGUGUGACUGAUUUUUUUUUCAUGAAUCUCUUGUUGAUUAACUACAAAUGUAUCACCUGGUAAUGAUUUCAUUCAUAUCAUAUCAAUCAUAUCUUUAUCUGCUUUCUUAAAAAAAUAAAAAAAAUAAAUAUUGUUAUAGUGA